Cryptomeria japonica (Japanese cedar) is the source of this 3308-nucleotide messenger RNA. Its product is annotated as UTP--glucose-1-phosphate uridylyltransferase 3, chloroplastic. Gene Ontology annotation, molecular function: UDP-N-acetylglucosamine diphosphorylase activity. The record is from RefSeq and is a predicted model, not a curated record. Lineage: Eukaryota; Viridiplantae; Streptophyta; Pinopsida; Cupressales; Cupressaceae. The coding region runs from base 284 to 3034 and encodes 916 amino acids. The transcript is spliced from 17 exons. Gene Ontology annotation, biological process: UDP-N-acetylglucosamine biosynthetic process.
UGAAGUCUCCGAUGAAAUUGGAUGACAUAGAAAAAGAUUUGUUAGUCAUACAUCUGGCAUGAGCGAAAUGGCUACCCAAGCAAAAUAAUAGUGUUAGAUUUCUCCGGAUAACAUUCCGGGCCUCACCACUCGCGAUCCAUGCGAGAUCAUACGCAAAGAUAAAUCACGACAUGCUUACCUCCCAAUUUCUCGGUCCAUUAGAUGCGGAAUGUCUGAAAGCAUAUUCUAUUGAGCUACAUCUUUCGUCACAGAUUCUUAUUCUUUGCCCCCAAAAUCACUUCAAAUGCUUGAUUUAUUUACAGAACAAAUAUCUAGUGCACUAUGCUCUAGCUUAUCAGCCAUGGCUUCCUGUCGUAACGCUUCAAGCAGGGGAAUUGCAAAUAAUGACGCUGGGCGUCAAAUUGGAUUAGUUUCAACUAAAUUAACAAGGCAUUCCUUUCGCAACUUGGGUGUGGAAAGAAAAACCCCCAAAAGUUGCUCUGCAAGCCGGUUUCCAGUGACGAGGCGACUCAUAGCCAUCAAAGCAGUAUCUAUCAUCGAUGCCCCUGUUCAGAGCUCUUCCCCGCUGUCAAAUUUAGAACAAGAACUCCGCGAUUUAAAGAUUGUACAAGCCAAGCUUCGAGCUGCCAAGACUGAACGUGACAAAAUUGAGAUCAUAAACCGGCAACGACGAGUAACGUCUUUCUUGGAGAGAAAGGAACAACUGAAAGACCUUUUCGAUUUUGAAAAGUUGGGAGAACGUCAAUUUUAUCUGCUGAAAUGUCUUGUGGCCAUAGGGCAAGAACACGUUUUGUUUAUAGAACAGUCUUGGUUGGACCUGAAACAGGGGCCAGAAAAUGGAGGGCAGGUCCGCAGCUCUAGCCCGCUUAAGAAUGCCUUAUAUGUUUUGCUAAGUAUGAUUGACAACUGGGAGAAGACGGGGAAUUACGCUAAAAACCACAUGUUUUUGAAUUUAAAGACAGGUGAAAAUAGCGUCAAAACAGUUCAUGCAAAAAAUAAGACUUGGAAGGAGGAGAUAUCCCAUGCGCUGGACGGGCUUCUUACUACUCUUGAGGAUGUGGAGACAUUUUAUGAUUGCAUUGGAGGAAUUGUCGGGUACCAAGCUGCAGUUUUGGAACUUAUCUUGGCCUCAAAAAAAGAAUGGCAUUCUUUAAGCAGUCAAUUCCAUCAAGAGUUUUCUGUUUCAAGCUCAUUGAAUGAGUGCUAUGUUCCUCUUGGACCAGAUCUUUCAAAGAACAUAGAGUAUGCAGCUCAAGCUGCUGUUUGGGGUAUUGAGGGGUUACCAGAGUUGGGAGAAGUUUAUCCUCUUGGAGGUUCUGGAGAUAGGCUUGGAUUGAUUGACAAAGAGACAGGCCAUUCUCUUCCCGUAGCAAUGCUUCCGUAUUGUGGUCGGACUUUGUUGGAGGGACUUAUUAGAGAUUUGCAGGCAAGGGAGUUUCUUUACUACAAAAUAUAUGAAAAACAACAUAUCACUCCUGUGGCAAUUAUGACGAGUGCAGCGAAAGACAACCACAAACACAUCAUGGCACUUUGUGAAAAGCAUGAGUGGUUUGGUCGAGGAAGAAGGAGCUUUCAAUUGUUUGAACAGCCACUGGUACCAACCGUUGAUGCAGAUGAUGGGAAGUGGGUGAAAAGCGAGCCUUUUAAAUUGGUACUUAAGCCAGGAGGCCAUGGUGUCAUAUGGAAGCUCGCUAGUGAUAAAGGAAUUUUUAACUGGUUUUACAGUCAUGGUUGUAAAUCUGCAACAGUUCGGCAGAUCAGUAAUCCAGUUGCUGCUACUGAUGUAACUCUUCUUGCCUUGGCUGGCAUAGGUCUUCACAACGGAAAGAAACUUGGUUUUGCCUCAUGUCAACGCCGUGUUGGUGCUACUGAGGGAGUAAAUGUUUUGUUGGAACGUAAUACAAUUGCUGGAUGUUGGGAAUAUGGUUUAACCUGCAUUGAAUAUACAGAGUUCGAUAAGUUGGGUAUUAUAGAUGCUCCUGUUUCACCUGGAAGUGUGCAGGCACAAUAUCCAGCUAACACCAAUGUUCUUUAUGUUGACUUGGCCACUGUUGAGCGGAUUGGAUCCAGCAAAAGUGAAGCAUCCUUACCAGGAAUGAUUUUGAACUUGAAGAAGCCUAUUAUCUAUGAGGACUAUCUUGGAGUAAAACACAGGGUUAAAAUGAGCAGUAUAUAUGCUGGAAGACUUGAAUGUACAAUGCAAAAUGUUGCUGAUUCACUAUUCACAAGUUUCCCUAAUAGGUGCUUUUCUAAUGUUCAAGAAAAUUUGGAUACAUUUAUCGUCUACAAUGAAAGGCGUAAGGUCACAUCGUCUGCUAAAAAAGAAAGGAAAGCGAAGGACAAAUCUUUACAUCAGACUCCAGAUGGAUCAUUUUUGGAUGUCAUGAGGAACGCAUAUGAUCUUCUUGUAUCUUGUAAUAUUCAAAUGGACAAGGUUGAAGAUAAUGCCUCGUACCUCAAUUCUGGACCACCUUUCCUUGUUUUCCUUCAUCCUGCUCUUGGACCUCUUUGGGAGGUUACCAGGCAGAAGUUUCAUGGAGGUUCCAUUGCAAAAGGUUCUGAGCUACAACUGGAAAUUGCAGAAUUUUCAUGGGUGGAUGUGCAGCUUGAUGGAAGUCUAAUUAUUUUGGCUGAAAACAUAAUGGGGUUUAAAAAAGCUUUAGAAAAUGAAGACCCUGUGUUGCAGUAUGGACAACAGUGUGGAAAAUGCAGACUACAGAAUGUGAAGAUUUCAAACAAAGGAGUUGAUUGGAAAUCAUCAGAAAAUGUAUAUUGGCAGCAGAAAGUUCACAGAUUGGAAACCGUGAAGAUUGUGCUUCAUGGAAAUGCAGAGUUUGACGCAUGUGAUGUGGUACUAGAGGGAGAUCAUUUCUUUGAAGUUCCUGAUGGUCAUCGGCUCCAGAUUACUAGUGGGGAUUCAGGUUUAUCUAGUACGAUGAAGCCUAUAAUUGAUGAGAUGUCAAUAUGUGGAAGUUGGUAUUGGAAGUAUACAUUAGACAAUUCCCAUUUUAACUUGGAAAUGGUUGAACUUUGAAAUCUCUUCCUUCUAUUUGAAAUGCUUGAUGAUGUACAUAGAGAAGAAGCCUUGUAAUAGUAGUCAAGGAUAGCUCAACUCCUAGUUGAACACAUUAUAAUCUUAUUCUUUUACCAAUAUAAAUGCACAAGUUGAACCAAAGUUCAACUGCAUGGAAUGUAACUUUUAAAUCAAAAAACGUUAAUUCUUUUGUAAGGAUGUACAUAUAAUUUUUAUUUGAAAUGGUUAAGAUGUAGUUCAACUCUUGGGAAACAUGCCAUCACUUAUUUUUCAA